Molecule: messenger RNA, 402 nt
Organism: Coprinopsis cinerea okayama7#130
Lineage: Eukaryota; Fungi; Basidiomycota; Agaricomycetes; Agaricales; Psathyrellaceae
Exons: 2
Coding region: 1-402 (133 amino acids)
Source: RefSeq, a predicted model, not a curated record
AUGCAGUCUGACAUCGAGACGCCAGCAAAUUCCCCACUCCUCGUCCUUCCAUUGUCUAACCUGACCCGAAUCCUCUUGAACUUUAUCGCUGCCCAAAUGGCUACCCAAUAUCUCCCUUCUAUCGAGUGCAGAGAUGCGCGUCUCUGCGACUUGUUGAAGCGCGUUGCGGAGAAUCACGAGAUCGACCAUGGCACUGUCCAAGGCAUCACACAUUACAACCCCGGAACGGGAGAAGUCGAUUUCUGGUUCUGGCCACUUGAUAAGAAGGGUGUUCGUAUUCCUCCCGACCACCUGUCAGAAGAACACAUGUUACUGCUUUUCGACGGACCCUGCUGCUUUUGCGCCUAUCUAGAUGGCUCGUGUCGCGAAGAGCGAACACUAAACCAAACCAAAGACCAGUAA